Molecule: messenger RNA, 1030 nt
Organism: Cervus elaphus (red deer)
Lineage: Eukaryota; Metazoa; Chordata; Mammalia; Artiodactyla; Cervidae
Gene: TMCO5A
Product: transmembrane and coiled-coil domains 5A
Exons: 12
Coding region: 77-1030 (317 amino acids)
Source: RefSeq, a predicted model, not a curated record
UCCAUGACCUCUUUAGGAAAGCAACUGGGCCUGGAUCAGAAAGGGACUUAAGAACAACUGAUAACUAUUGAUUCUUAUGGCAGCAUAUGAAUUCCAAAGGAUCUUGUGGAAAUCUACAAUGGAAGAACAAAAGGAAGAUCAGCUAGAUUAUGAGUCAGAGAAAGUGGAAAUCUUAAGAUUGGCCCAGUCAAAGAAAAACAUUAACAGUUUGAAUAUGGACCUUGAAAGGGAUAUGCAGAGAAUAGAUGAAGCAAAUCAGGACCUUCUUGUCAAAAUCCACGAGAAAGAAGAUGAGAUUCAGAGGUUGGAAAAUGAGAUCACUCAGACCAGGGACCUGGCAGAGGAUGAGGAGUGGGAGAAGGAGAACAGCGCCACGAUGGAAAGGGAAAGAGCCUUGCAGGAGGUGGAAGAAGAAACUGCCAGACUGGAAAGGAAGAAUGAGACCCUGGUCCACAACAUAGCAGAACUUGAAAGAAAGCUUACAAGGAAAUCUCAAAAGGCAACAAAGUGUGAACAAGACAACGUAAAGGGAACCCCAGAAGAGUCAAAGGUUAAGUUACAACAACUGGAAGCCUCCUGUGCAGACCAAGAGAAGGAACUGGCCAAGGUAAUAGAAGACUAUGCAUUUGUGGCCCAGCUCUGUGAAGAUCAAGCUCUCUGCAUAAAGAAGUACCAGGAAACUUUGAAGAAAAUACAAGAAGAACUAGAAACUCGAUUCCUUGAGAGAGAAGUGUCAAAAGUUAUGUGCAUGAACUCCACAAGCAAAGAGUGUAACAGCCAAAAUAACAAGGAUAACUCUCUCCAAAAGAAGAAAGCAGGGUUCUGUAAAAGGAUUUUUCAAUAUUUCUUUUUCACCACCCUGUUUUUCAUCAGACUGCUGGGCUACUUGUUGUUCCAUAUAAGUUUUAUAAAUCCAGAUCUCUUUGUCAACAUACUGCCCAAGAUACUGAGCAGGAACAUCUUGUGGAAGCUAAGAUGUUUCCUCUUCCCAUCUCUCACACUUGAGACAGAGGACAUGUUACCCCACUGA